Messenger RNA from Manis javanica (Malayan pangolin), 1212 nucleotides. NCBI's taxonomy places the organism in Eukaryota, Metazoa, Chordata, Mammalia, Pholidota, Manidae. The record is from RefSeq and is a predicted model, not a curated record.
CACUCAUGGUCAUUACUGGUUCUCCCAGUCACAACAAGGGGGCUUGAGAGGAAAGAAGUCUUCAAGGCCUGAAGCCUGCAAGGCCCUUAUGGAGAGUAAUUUUGAUGUAUGGGAAGAAUCGAGCCCUUUUGUUGCACUGAAGAUAUAUUAUUAGCUGAUGGUAAAAGGAAAAACAUCAAAGCUUUGUAUUUCUCAUCUAUGAAUUUCAUUAACAACACCAAAUGACCUAUGUAACUCUUGGAUUAGAGGAGAAACUCCUAGUCUUUGGGGCCAUCGAGAUCCUGAGUGGAACAAUAAUUCUGGUUCUGGGUGUUUUUCUGGUUUCCCUACAAGGCCUGUUUAAUUUCUUCGGGUACUUCUCUUUCUUUACCUUCUACUCAGGCUACACGAUAUGGGGCCCUAUAUAUUUUAUUUUUACAGGAUCUUCAUCCAUUGAAGCUGGAAGAAUCCCUGAAAGAUUAUUGGUAGAAGUCAAAAUUGGAAGGUACCUUGUUGGUGCUGUAAUCACACUAGUUGGGGUUGUUUUGCUCUCAGUAAAUUUAUUCCUUACUAAUGAGCAGUUGAAGGAUUGCCCAUUGUCAGGAUCGCCAGAGUUAUGCCAUUACAUGGGCACCUCAAACAACGGCCUGCUGUCUCUAAUGCUGAUCUUUACUUUGUUGGAAUUCUGCAUAACUAUCUCUACAGCAACCACAUGGCUGGCACCAACUUUACUGCACAGGGUAUUUUGGCUCCGUCAAGCCAGGAUAUUAAGGGGUAUCAUCUGAAAGCAAGGAAAUUCAACCUCGGAUCUGCAAUAGGUCGCAGCUCCAUCCAAGAACUCAGGAGACCAUGAGCCCAUGAAAUGCAGUCCUACUCUCAGGGCAUGAGAAACUGGGACAUUUUACUCAAUCCUUUCUCCUCUAACUAUGAUCCCACCGGUGUGUCCUGAUUUGGAAGACAAACAUCCUUCUUUAGGCAUUAUUGGUUUUGUAACUUCUGUAUCACACUCCAAGUCUGUUUUGCAAAUCAGUUCUCUUGCUUCUUAACCACCUUCUCCACUGCUUUAUAAAACUUAAAGAAGGCAGACCGAACAAGCCCUGACCCGUGUGUUCUCUCUUCAAUGCAACUUUUACUACCCACUGAGAAAGAAAAUGGGUCAGAUUUUUUUUCAUUACAGAAAAAUGCUUCUGGACUUUAGCUGACAUCAGCAUUGCAAAAUCUGUCAAAUAAAAA